AUGGCUAAGAAUAUGACGAGCAGAGAGAAACUCAAGUACGAAGGAUAUACUUUGCCAAAACCUACCAUCAAAGAGCUACUGGCCCGUAACGCACGGAAGGAUUCGGAGUUAAAAACCCUCCACAAAAGACUCGACAAGGAGAAAGAGGAACUCGAGAGCGAUUUUUCCAAGACACGCUCUCAGUUUCUUUCCCGAGUUCACAAUUUGUUGUUGGAGGGACAAACACACGAUCUUGGGUUUAAUCAUGAGAGCAAUUCUGACGAAGAACAACAGAGUACUUUCGAAAGUGGUGCUAAAAACGAUAAUGGCAUUAACGAUUUAACUCCAUCAUGGGAAGCGAAUUUGAAAAGUCUGUCCAGCUCUCAGCUCGAUGAGGACAUAAACAGGGCUGGAUGUAAUCGAAACUCACGCCACAUUCAACCAUGGGCACAAAAAGUCGAACACUGCAACCAUUCUUUGGCCACAAAAGCUGAUUCAGGUUCAUCAAAACUCUCGCGUUCUAGACGUAAAGUAAGUUGGGGAGGUAGGGCAAACGUUAUGCCUGAAGAUUGGGACGCGAGAAGCGUUCUCAGCAAGUCGAACUCCGAAGGAAAUCUUCCCUCCGCUCAAGUCACAUGUCCGAUAAGUGACACCUUACGCUCUAGAAUUCGGAGACACUCCGUUGUCGGUCGAUCGCGAUUUGAUACCUUUAAUCCCAGAAGCAACAGCCUCAUGAAGGAAGAUUUAAAAAACCAGAAGUCGUCGAACACUCCACGCCAGGUAAAACAACGAAGGCAUACGGUGUGUGCUAGAGGAAUUUUUGAGCCGAAACUGACUUCUACCGAAGAGGAAAAAUGUAAAGCAAAAAAACCUUUGUCUGAACUUCUUCCUCCAAUUACACUACCUCCGAUUUAUCUUCAAGAAUCAAAAAGAAAAGAAACAGGCAAAAAGAAGAGCUUCGUAAAGACACACGUACGACCGAAAGCUGCGGAUUCCACACAGCUCACAGAAGAUUUAGACUAUUGCCGCUACUUACGAUUGAAUAGAAAAGACGGCGAUUACAGUUAG
Molecule: messenger RNA, 1047 nt
Organism: Pocillopora meandrina
Lineage: Eukaryota; Metazoa; Cnidaria; Anthozoa; Scleractinia; Pocilloporidae
Source: the annotation of a GenBank genome assembly